Molecule: messenger RNA, 4557 nt
Organism: Bacillus rossius redtenbacheri
Lineage: Eukaryota; Metazoa; Arthropoda; Insecta; Phasmatodea; Bacillidae
Gene: zld
Exons: 2
Coding region: 1-3747 (1248 amino acids)
Biological process (GO): regulation of transcription by RNA polymerase II
Cellular component (GO): nucleoplasm
Molecular function (GO): RNA polymerase II cis-regulatory region sequence-specific DNA binding; DNA-binding transcription repressor activity, RNA polymerase II-specific
Source: RefSeq, a predicted model, not a curated record
AUGGCAUAUAGUAGUGUCCAACAGACGCACAAUCAGCAGAAUCAAAAUUGUUGCGUAGAAUGUGACAUGAAAUUUGAUACUGAGAAGUCCCUGAAUGUUCAUUUGCAAUAUCACCAAAAGAACUUGAUGAACAAGUGGGGAGGUAAACCAAACGUUGGUGGUGACGAGUCGAACAACAAUAGCCACAAGACUGGCAAUAACAAUGCUAGAGUGCGGACUGGUGAUUUUAGUAGCCCAGUUAUGGCGCCCGCCGAUUCAAGUGACAGCAUGGUGAAAACGGAACUGCAGACAUCUGGAGCCCCCGGCCGGCCGUCGUCGUCCUCGUCGACGACCUACAGCCGGGGAAGUCCUCCAGCCUCUACGUCGUUCACGUAUCCACCGACUCCGGGCAGCUACAGCAGUGCACCAUCCCCAUACCAGCCCGAGAACCACAGGUUCUCGCCGGCCGGCGCUCACCAGCAACCUGGCUACAGCUACCAGAGUGCAAACAGGACCGAACAUACACCACCACCCAUGAUGCCACUGAACUCGGUUCAAAAUAACUUUCAGGGUCUUGUUGGAUCCUCUUUGAGUUUUAGCGCACCGGAACAAUCUCGACAUCCAGUGGAUGAGAACGCUCAUUUUUUCCACAGUGGUCAACCUAUCAAAGAAGAACCUGGCUAUAUUUUUGGCAGUGGAAAUGAUUUCCCAAUGUUGUCCCCAAAUGUAAGAUCUUCCACGCCAAGUUCAGUGCUAAGUACAACACCCUCUUCAACUUCCAUGACCCCAACUUCCUCAUCAUUACGUUACCAUCCAUACCAGAACAUUGCAGUUAGCCACAAUAGCCAACAGAAUUCCUACAUCCAAAGUAAUCUUAGCAGAGAUUUAGUAACUACAUCACGGUAUGCUCCGUCUCCUUCACAGAACUCUUUGCAGUGCGAAAAAUGUGGGUUUCAGUGUAGUUCUAGCUCUGUGCUCUUGGACCACAUAAAUAUAGCACAUAGAGCAGUGCCCAUGUUGGGUAACCACCAGGUGUUCAUGCAGCAGCAAAAUCAUGGACUGUUUAGUCAUCGCCAUGACGCGAGUGUAUCUCUUCAGUCUCAGCAUCAUUUACAGCGGAAUAGUCAAGAAACAAUGCAAGGUAUGUUUGCUGACUUCAGAGAUCCUGGGGGAACCAACAACAAUAGAAUUGCAGGUAACCAACCGAAAGUUGAAGACGAAACACCUGCAGAGAUAUUGGACCUAGACUCUCAUAAAGUUCAUGUUUAUCAGCCACCACCUGAAGAGGAGGAAGCCCUAAGAGCUGCAGCUGAAGUUGAAGAGGAUGGAAGGAGCUCGAAUCAAAAUCCCCAUUCAGUAUCUGCAAUGUUGUGGGGUAAUGGUGCUUCACCUUCAAACCUUCACAGAUCAUAUCGGCCAAUGAAUGUUUCGCAGACUCCAGAAUUUGGCAGUGUUCCUACAUCCUUGACUCCUCCAACACCAGUAACUUCUGAUGUAACAGUUCCUCAGCCUACAACAUAUCAGCCACAUCGAACAUAUCUUCAAAAUCCUGAUGAUAUCCACAACAAUCCAAAUAUGCCUAGGGUUUCACCUACUCAUCAAGCGAUGAUCACCUCUACUCAGUUGCCUCACACAAAUGCUGUGUCUUCUACUCUUCCAUCAUCAAAUACUCCAGUGCAAACUCAAAGUCAACAAAAAGGUUCUAAAGGUGAUGCUUCCUGGAAGUCCAAUGAAGCACGGCGGCCUAAAACUUACAAUUGCUCGGCAUGCAACAAAUGGUUUACUAGUUCAGGUCACCUUAAAAGACACUACAACACGACAUUACACAAAAAUGCUGUGAAGCAAAGUGGUGCUCCGGAUCCUGCGGCAGUCCCAGUCAGCCAACACCAUCAUCCUAGUAGGGAGCUGAGUGGCGGAAGUGGGCCAAUAAUGCACCGCAUAACUCCUGUUCCAGGAGGUACUGGAGAUUCUUCCAGUCCAGCUCCUAGCCUAGGGGGUGAAGAUUCAUCAAGAAGUGAUGAUGCUGGACAAACAAAUAAUUCUUUUGGGCGCAUGACUCCUCAACAGCCUGCUAGUAGCAGUAUGUUGUCUUCUUCCAAUAGUCAGAUACCAGAGAGUCCCCCAAACCGGUUGGCAGGUCCCUCGGCGGAGAUUUCGGGGGGCCUGCAGUUCCUCUCCACUUACAACAGCACCCAGGAGGUCAGUUCCGUCCGUUCUUCCUUGGAGGCAUUACCUCCGCAUGUAACCCCUCAGCACCUUAUGCUGAAUACAGUUUCGCCCCCUGUGCAGUCCCUGGUUCCCCAAUCAGCCCUAGGUUCGCACCUCAUCCACCACCCCAUUCCCCAACAACCACGCCACCUCAACCCCUCCAUGACGGCUUUCCCAAACGGUCUGCCCCCCCACGUUUCUACUACCCAAACCCAAAUUUCUACCAACCAACACCAUCUCACAACUUCUAUUGGUAGUCAGGCUGGUAGUCCUGCUCUGGCCAAUGUGGCUGGCAUUGAUGAUGUACCAAAUCAUCUAUUGUUGGGCAACAAUGCCGGUGCAAUGACCGGCUUCUUUCCAUCUUCGACACCCAGUUAUCCAUUGCCAAGUUUCUCUCAGCUUCAUCAGAACCACUUGUUCAGCAGUAACAGUGGGAACACGCUGACUCUGCUGCAAGGAUUCAAUGGGAUGUCGCAGUACCAUCACCCAGCUUCUGGCUAUCACUUGGUGAGUACUCUUGAAAACGUGGGGGGGCUAAGUCUUAGUCCAAACAGUCAAAUUUUAAUGGACAUACAUUCCUUAUCAAAUGCUGAAAAUAGUAUUAAUUAUUUAGGUUUGGAAGACAGUGAGUUAGACUUGAAAUCAGAAGAUAUGGAUAGCAAAAUCAGCUCGACGGAAAAACAUAUGAAUGGUUUGUCUGAUUCUAAUGCCAGUGUAGGUGAUAACAUAUCAAUUCUUUCCCCCAUAGGAACACCAGAUUAUCCUACCUCGACCACAGAGGAUCUUGAACAGGAUGUUAUAAAGCUUUCCUUUAACAAUGAUGAUCACAAACAUUCUUCUGCAGUCGAUAGAGAAAGUGGCCGCAAGGUAAAUGAUUGUGCUUAUGUGUCAUCAGUUUCUAACAGCACGUUACCAAAGUGUGUUGCCUGUGACAAAGUGUUUAACAAAGCAUGCUACCUGACACAACACAACAAGAGUUUUCAUUCUGGUCACAAGCCGUUUAAGUGUCCCCGCUGUGGCAAACGCUUUGACUCUGAGGUUAUGUACCAGGAACAUCAAGGGAAACACGCGGGAGAUAAGCCUUUUAAGUGUGAAAUAUGCCCCAAACAAUUUAAUCACAAGACUGACCUUCGUAGGCAUCUGUGUUUGCAUACUGGUGAAAAGCCUUAUUCUUGUGACACGUGUGGUAAGGGUUUCAUAAGGAAAGAUCACAUGCUGAAACACACAGAAACACACAGAAAAAAGACUUACAACAAUAACAACAACUUCAAGAAUAAGAAUAUUACACACGAUGAACUAUCUUCACAAAUAGUGACAUCAAAUGAUAUGGAACUGGAGCAACUAGCAAUUUCCGCUGCAAGGAUACUUGAAGAAUUACCGCAAGUCUUGAGACAAGUUACCACCUUCCUACUAUUUUUGUUACCAGUGUUACAAACAUUUUUUAGACGUAGUGUUAUGGACGCGAUAAAUUACUUAUUAGCAAUUCACAUUCAGUCUUCAUGCACACCAUAUAUUAUGAUUUGUAUUGACUGUGAGAUUUUGGAAAAUUUGCUAAAGUAGAAGUACAGACCUAAGAUUGCAAGUUAAAUUCAUAUUCAUUACACUGAAAUUAUUUUAUAUAGCAUGUGGAAUAUUUUGCUAAAAAAGUAAUUUCCCAAAAACAUAUCCACAACACAAGCAAUAUCAAUUGAUGUGAAUAGAGUAACUUUUUUUUAGUUUAUGAUGUCAUAUUCAGUUUAUUGAAUAGUACUUUUUAAUGUUACCAGUAUUCCGAUAUUAAGUUAUGUCCAAAUGGUGCCUCUGUCCCGUCGAUUGUCAUAAAUUCUCAAGUUUUGAAUCCACACAUUUUUAGUCACAAUUUUGCUUAUUAGAUUUUGUAUUUUUUUACAAGACUGAUUUGUGUAUUAUAGAAUCAUUGUGAAUAUGAUAAACUCCACUAGGCAUAAUAAAUCUAGCAAAAAUAGCAAGAAAUUAGUUUUGUAGUUCAGAUAAAGUGUUGAUGAGGUGGAUGAUGGACGAUAAACUACAAUUGUGUUUCGGAGUGAACAUAAGUUGUGAACGACAAUGAAGUGGCUAUUUUGGUGUUCAUGUUGAUGAUAUUGUAAUUAUUUUGUUCUUGCUACUGUAGAAUAUUUUUUAACAAGAUGUUUCAGAUUUCCAAUUUACGUAUUGUUAUGUUGUAUAAAGAAGUAAUUUUUAGUUCAUAGAGAGAAUUCUAAAACACACAAGAUUUUUGAAGAGGUUCAUCAGAGUAAACCUUUUGCUGAUAGAACAUGGUGUGUGUUGUCAGUAGUAUGGUUACAGAUGCAGUAAGCCAGUAUUGUUUUAAUGACAGUUGUUGGUUAAAUAUGUAACAUUAUUAUAAAGUGU